CACUCGUGCGUUUCUCUGCCCCUGACGCUCUAAGCUUUCUGCUUUCUGCGUGUCUCUCAGCCUCUUUCGGUCCCUCUUUCACGGUCUCACUCCUCAGCUCUGUGCCCCCAAUGCCUUGCCUCUCUCCAAAUCUCUCACGACCUGAUUUCUACAGCCGCUCUACCCAUGGGUCCCUCACAAAUCAGGGGACAGAGGAGUAUUGAAAGUCAGCUCAGAGGUGAGCGCGCGCAGCCAGCGUUUCCCGCGGAUACAGCAGUCGGGUGUUGGAGAGGUUUGCAAAGGGCGUGCCGGAGAGCCAAGUGCAGCCGCCUAGGGCUGCCGGUCGCUCCCUCCCUCCCUGCCCAGUAGGGGACCGAGCGCGCACGCCAGUGUGGAGGGGCGGGCUGGCUGGCCAGUCUGCGGGCCCCUGCGGCCACCCCGGGGACCCCCCCCCCAAGCCCCGCCCCGCAGUGUUCCUAUUGGCCUCGGACUCCCCCUCCCCCAGCUGCCCGCCUGGGCUCCGGGGCGUUUAGGCUACUACGGAUAAAUAGCCCAGGGCGCCUGGCGAGAAGCUAGGGGUGAGGAAGCCCUGGGGCGCUGCCGCUGCUUUCCUUAACCACAAAUCAGGCCGGACAGGAGAGGGAGGGGUGGGGGACAGUGGGUGGGCAUUCAGACUUCCAGCACUUUGCUAUCUACAGCCGGGGCUCCCGAGCGGCAGAAAGUUCCGGCCACUCUCUGCCGCUUGGGUUGGGCGAAGCCAGGACCGUGCCGCGCCACCGCCAGGAUAUGGAGCUACUGUCGCCACCGCUCCGCGACGUAGACCUGACGGCCCCCGACGGCUCUCUCUGCUCCUUUGCCACAACGGACGACUUCUAUGACGACCCGUGUUUCGACUCCCCGGACCUGCGCUUCUUCGAAGACCUGGACCCGCGCCUGAUGCACGUGGGCGCGCUCCUGAAACCCGAAGAGCACUCGCACUUCCCCGCGGCGGUGCACCCGGCCCCGGGCGCACGUGAGGACGAGCAUGUGCGCGCGCCCAGCGGGCACCACCAGGCGGGCCGCUGCCUACUGUGGGCCUGCAAGGCUUGCAAGCGCAAGACCACCAACGCCGACCGCCGCAAGGCCGCCACCAUGCGCGAGCGGCGCCGCCUGAGCAAAGUAAAUGAGGCCUUUGAGACACUCAAGCGCUGCACGUCGAGCAAUCCAAACCAGCGGUUGCCCAAGGUGGAGAUCCUGCGCAACGCCAUCCGCUAUAUCGAGGGCCUGCAGGCUCUGCUGCGCGACCAGGACGCCGCGCCCCCUGGCGCCGCAGCCGCCUUCUAUGCGCCGGGCCCGCUGCCCCCGGGCCGCGGAGGCGAGCACUACAGCGGCGACUCCGACGCGUCCAGCCCGCGCUCCAACUGCUCCGACGGCAUGAUGGACUACAGCGGCCCCCCGAGCGGCGCCCGGCGGCGGAACUGCUACGAAGGCGCCUACUACAACGAGGCGCCCAGCGAACCCAGGCCCGGGAAGAGUGCGGCGGUGUCGAGCCUAGACUGCCUGUCCAGCAUCGUGGAGCGCAUCUCCACCGAGAGCCCUGCGGCGCCCGCCCUCCUGCUGGCCGACGUGCCUUCUGAGUCGCCUCCGCGCAGGCAAGAGCCUGCCGCCCCCAGCGAGGGAGAGAGCAGCGGCGACCCCACCCAGUCACCGGACGCCGCCCCGCAGUGCCCUGCGGGUGCGAACCCCAACCUGAUAUACCAGGUGCUCUGAGGGGAUGGUGGCCGCCCACCCGCCCGAGGGAUGUUGCCCCUAGGGUCCCUCGCGCCCAAAAGAUUGAACUUAAAUGCCCGCCUCCCAACAGCGCUUUAAAAGCGACCUCUCUUGAGGUAGGAGAGGCGGGAGAACUGAAGUUUCCGCCCCCGCCCCACAGGGCAAGGACACAGCGCGGUUUUUUCCACGCAGCACCCUUCUCGGAGACCCAUUGCGAUGGCCGCUCCGUGUUCCUCUGUGGGCCAGAGCUGAACCUUGAGGGGCUAGGUUCAGCUUUCUCGCGCCCUCCCCCAUGGGGGUGAGACCCUCGCAGACCUAAGCCCUGCCCCGGGAUGCACCGGUUAUUUGGGGGGACGUGAGACCCAGUGCACUCCGGUCCCAAAUGUAGCAGGUGUAACCGUAACCCACCCCCAACCCGUUUCCCGGUUCAGGACCACUUUUUGUAAUACUUUUGUAAUCUAUUCCUGUAAAUAAGAGUUGCUUUGCCAGAGCAGGAGCCCCUGGGGCUGUAUUUAUCUCUGAGGCAUGGUGUGUGGUGCUACAGGGAAUUUGUACGUUUAUACCGCAGGCGGGCGAGCCGCGGGCGCUCGCUCAGGUGAUCAAAAUAAAGGCGCUAAUUUAUACCGCC
Messenger RNA from Gorilla gorilla gorilla (western lowland gorilla), 2356 nucleotides. RefSeq names its product myogenic differentiation 1 (gene MYOD1). Gene Ontology annotation, molecular function: protein dimerization activity; DNA-binding transcription factor activity, RNA polymerase II-specific; RNA polymerase II cis-regulatory region sequence-specific DNA binding. Lineage: Eukaryota; Metazoa; Chordata; Mammalia; Primates; Hominidae. Gene Ontology annotation, biological process: positive regulation of myoblast differentiation; positive regulation of skeletal muscle fiber development; muscle organ development. Bases 766 to 1728 code for a protein of 320 amino acids. The record is from RefSeq and is a predicted model, not a curated record. The transcript is spliced from 3 exons.